Solea solea (common sole) is the source of this 2540-nucleotide messenger RNA. RefSeq names its product zinc finger protein 664-like. Gene Ontology annotation, biological process: regulation of transcription by RNA polymerase II. Gene Ontology annotation, molecular function: DNA-binding transcription factor activity, RNA polymerase II-specific; RNA polymerase II transcription regulatory region sequence-specific DNA binding. The record is from RefSeq and is a predicted model, not a curated record. NCBI's taxonomy places the organism in Eukaryota, Metazoa, Chordata, Actinopteri, Pleuronectiformes, Soleidae. Gene Ontology annotation, cellular component: nucleus. The transcript has 3 exons. The coding region runs from base 108 to 1613 and encodes 501 amino acids.
UGACCUUUCCCCCGGAAGUGCCUGUGCUCUGCAGCGCCUUCUCUCUCUGCUGCUGUUGCGGGAUCUUCAGUCUGAACCGAACCGUGGUUUCUUCACUCAGACGCGGGAUGAAGCGCGACGAUGUUCCGGACGAAGCCACAGAACUCUGCAAUGUCCAGAUCAAGAUGGAGCCAGACGAGGAUGUGGAGAUCCAGUCAUUUCCUGUCCUCAAGAAGCUGUGUAUCAGACUGACAGACUGCAGGGCGUGGCUGGAGGGGCGGGACUUCCUGUCUCUGGAUGACCACCAUCAGCUCUGUAGCUACAGACCGAGGCAAAACUUCUUGACCAACGCUGGCAGGAAGAUGCUCUACUGCUCCCAGUGUACCAAAGGUUUUUAUAAGGAGUCUCACCUGGAGGCGCAUCAGCGUAUUCACAACGGACUCAAACCCAACGAGUGCUGGCAGUGUGGGAAGAUCUACCCGACCCUGAUGAGCCUCGUCACCCACCAACAGAUCCAUGACCGCGAUGAGCCCUACCAGUGCUCAUACUGCGACAAGUCCUUCGCGCUAAAGAGGGACUGGAAGACCCACCACAGGAUGCACUCCGGGACCAAACCAUUCAAGUGCUGGUUCUGCGGCGACGGAUUUAACGAGCAGGAAGAGCUCAAUGAUCACCUGGAGCUGCACAAAGGGGAGAAGUGCUACCACUGCCAAGUCUGCGACAAGAUGUUCGUCUCCUACCAGGGUUUCAGUUUCCAUUGCAAAUCGCACAAGAGCAAAAAGCCGCUGCCCUGCUCCAAGUGCCUGAAGACCUUCAGCAACCCUCAGAGUCUGAAGCUCCACCAGGUGACACACUCCAACAGGAAGCCAUAUAAGUGCUCCACCUGUGGCAAAGGCUUUAAACUGCAGGGUGGCCUGCACUCCCACCAGAGAACCCAUGAGAACCUGAAGGCCUACCACUGCACAGAGUGUGGAAAGUGUUUCUCCAGCCUGCAGGGUUUAAAACUGCAUGACCGCACCCACACCGGACUGAAGCCUUACAAGUGCACUGAAUGUGGAAAGAAUUUCACCCAAGCCCCCCACCUCAAAGCUCACAUGGUCACCCACACUGGAGAGCGGCCAUUCCUCUGCACCACCUGUGGCAAGAGGUUCACGCAGUCAUCGCACCUGAAAUCCCAUAUCACUCUCUUCCACGUGGGCGAGAAGCCGUUCACCUGCGACGACUGCGGCAAGAGCUUCACCAUCGCCCACUACCUGAAGAUGCACCGGCUGAGCCACACCAAAGAGAAGCUGUACCAGUGCUCGUACUGCGAGAAGUCCUUCUCCUACCACAACUCGUGGAGAGCCCACGAGAGGAUCCACACUGGUGAAAGGCCUUUCAGCUGCCAGGACUGUGGCCAGAGCUUCAUCACAUCAGGUUCACUGCUGAGCCACCAGAGAUCCAAACACACCAGGGAGAAGAACCACUACUGCUUCACCUGCGGCGAGUUCUUCUUCACCAGCUCGCUGCUGCGCACCCACCAGCUCGACCACACGGGCGAGCGGCCGCACAUCUGCAGCUGCGGCAAGACUUUCAAAACCAAAGGGGUUCUGCGUCACCACCUGAGGAGAUUCACCAAGCACCGUCCAGCUUAGGGAGCACUGUGACAAAGGUGCAUAAAGAUGUAGAAGUGGACGUUAGUCCGCAGGUGGAGCUGUCGCACAAGGUCAAGGCUCAGUUUACGACCUGAACUCUCACCUGAGACCAGAACUGAGACCAGAACUCUCUCUGAGUUCAGCUGCUGCGAUGAUGUAACACACACACACACACACACACACACACACACACAGAUGAUGAUGAUGAUGUUUAUCAUUAACGUUUAUUCAAAGUCUACAAAUGGACUCUUGCCUUUGAUUGGCAGGUGAUUGAGGGGGCGGGGUGAAGUUGUUCCUCAUGUCUACACACAGUGAAAAUCAUGAGUAAUUUCUGUUAAUAAGUUCACAAAGUAACAUCAGAGUCAGAAAUAGAAUGUCUAUUUUUAUAUUUGACUCUUUUUCUUGUGAAGGAAUCAUGAGAGGAAAUCUAUGAUCACAUGAAUCCUGUGUCUGCAUUAAAGUUGAAUCAGUUAUGAUUAAAGUUUGAAGCCUGUCAACGGAAAUGAAGGACAAAUAUAAGAUGGACAGACGGACUGGUGUCCUCAAUAAGUCACAGACGGACACAUGAUCGUUUCCUGCGCGAGCGGAACCAGCUGCUUCUAAUGCUACCACCUGUGGUACCAGCUGAGUGUUCGGGUCACUCAGGACUCGGACCCUGUUGUUCUGGACUGGUUGAGGUCUCUCUCAUAGUUAUUUUUUUAAUUAAAACUAGAAGUUAUAAACUUGUAUAAACACUUGUCUCUUGUCUUCAGUGCGUCUGUGGUCCAGGAACCUGUGACCAGGAUCUGGACUCAUGUGGUUCAGAACCUGUGACCAGGAUCUGGACUCAUGUGGUCCAGGAACCUGUGACCAGGAUCUGGACUCAUGUGGUCCAGGAACCUGUGAAAACAUUUUUGAAUAAAGAAUAAAAGUCCACGCAGAUAAAGA